AACUGCAGAGUAGACACAGCGGGGGUCAGCUUACUGCCCAGGUUUACAUUUAGUUUGGGACUUUAAACUUCAUUAGGGCACUAAUAUACGCAUAUAUCUGCAAAUUAGGCUUCUCUCGUCUAGUUACAACGUCAUAGGGGACACAAUUAGACACACUAGGGUUAAUAUAACAGAGCAUGCGGUGAUAGUUCCUUAUCCUCACACAAAGGAAACACGCCUUGAGAGCAUUAACGUGCAGGGAAGUGGUGUAAAAGGUCGGAGGAGAGUUAUUUCAUCCUCUGGCAGCACAGAGACGCCAGACUGGUGGGAUGUGUCAUUGUUAGGCUCUUAAAACUAACACUUCAGAUGGGAUUGGUGUUUCUGUGAGGCUGAAUCAACCAGCUUGUAGUUAAAAAAAAAACAAACUAGUUUUUAUAUUUGUCCAAUCGCACUGAUAGGUCUUAAGUGAUAACUGUAGGCAUUAAUAAGGUUUUAACUUUCAAGUAGAGGCAUGUGAGCUGUCAUUAUGGCGGUUAGUGUAACAGACAGAAUGCCUGGAGAGAUGGAAAGGAGGUAGCUAUUCCAGAAAAACAGGGGAGUUUAGGUCAUCCCGGGGAGGAGAACCACCUCUCAUCGCUGUCCACAGUCAUUACAUAUUUAAUGUGGAUGUAUGCAAGAAGCUGGCCCUUGUUUCAUCGUGUAAAUCGGUGAAGUUUGCAUGUGGAGAGUGUCGUUAGCAUCUUAGCCUCGUUAGCAGAGCACAGGCUAGCCUUUUAGCAGAGCUUUCACUCACUAGAGAGUUAUUAUCGGGAUUAUUUUUAUUUUUACUUGAAGGUAAAUAAUGGCAGCCCCCACAAACGAGGCCUUGUUUUUGCUAAAGGACGUGAAGCCUGGCUCGAAAAAUUUGAAUAUUGUGUUCAUCGUGUUGGAGAUCGGACGCGUGACUAAAACGAAAGAUGGCCAUGAGGUGCGCUCAUGCAAAGUGGCAGACAAGAGCGGGAGCAUUGCCAUCUCAGUUUGGGACGAACUUGGCAGUCUUAUUCAGCCAGGAGACAUCAUCAAGCUGACCAGAGGUUAUGCAUCUAUAUGGAAAGGCUGCCUGACACUAUAUACUGGAAGAGGGGGAGAUCUUCAGAAGAUUGGAGAGUUUUGCAUGGUGUAUUCAGAAGUGCCCAACUUCAGUGAACCAAACCAAGACCUGGUCACCCAACCUAACCAGCAAAACAAGUCUGGAAAACCGGACCAGAACCCGAGGGGAAACUCGCCGCCUAAUCAGAAUUCAGGUACACCUGCCCCACCAGGUAACGGUGCCAUGCCGCCAUUUGCAAACAACCCACCACCUGGUGCAGCCCGUGACUCAACCUUUGGGAGUGUCGGGCGACCCAACGGCCGGUCACCAGGCAAUGGUGCGCCUCCAGUUAAUGCUGCUGGACCUCUGACGACCACAAAGUCCUCAGUUACUAUUAGCAACGGCAGGGACCCACGACGUGCCAAAAGAUGAAAUUGGGAUACUUAUUUUUUGGGGAGGGGGGGGGGUCAUGUGGCGAACCAUGGAUGUCCCAGUAUCUCCCAACUCCUUUUGGCCCUUUUAUUCACCACAGCCUGGAUCGGCUUGCACAGCAAUGUAUUAGGGACUACUGGCAUCAUUUUUAUACUGGCUAACGUAGUUAAAUGUGUCCUUUUUGUCUUGCUUUGUGCAAGUAGUGCUCUCUGUAAGAGGUGCAUUAUUGUUACGAUUUAUCACUUACACCAUCAGAACUUUUGUAGAUGAGACUUGGUGGUUGAGCUUCUCAGUCUAAACUUUUUUUCUGAAAUUACCACUUCUGUGCCAGUGCGCGCACACACACACACACACACACACACACACACACACACACACACACACACACACACACACACACACACAUCAAAUCUAACCCCCCCCCCCCCUCCCUCCUCAAGGAAAAAUAAAACAAACAAAAAAACAACAAACUACACACCUUACUUGAAUACUUGAUGCACUUUCUUCUCCUAAUUUAUGUUGAAGCCUGGUUGCCAUUUAAAUCAUUGACUCUUCUUCUUAUCCCCCUCUUUCUUUCCUUUUUUUUUUUAAAUGUUUUUUUUUUUUUUUUUAAGCAUAAAUGGUGGAAAAUGCCUUGCGUCUGUGAAGAUUAGUUCCUGGGACUGAAUGUCCAAAAUACAUUUUUUUCAAAGGGUCAUCCUGCUCUUAACCAAACUGUAUCCAAAGUGACUGACAGAAAUGUUAGUUUUAAUGAUGGUUUAAGUUUUUUUUUUUUUUUUUCCCUCCCUACCCCAAUAAGACAUGUUUUUCUUAUUUGCCAUCAUUUGUACUUUUUUUUUCUCCCCCUCUUAAUCAAGGUGGGAACAUUUAAAUACUCACCAAAUAAAUUUUAGUAUAAUUAUGCUGCACAUUUGAGUUUUCUGUAGUCUGUUUGAGAACAAAAGUUACUGUUAAUGCAAAUAAACUAUGUUGGUUGUGCUGCCUUUGAAAAUUAUCAACAGUUCAAUUGUAAAACCAAUCCAGAAACAUUAUUUUCUGAGCUAGAAGUAAAAAAAAACAAAAACAAAAAACUUGACGAUGCAGACACUUUGUUUCAUUGUGGAGAAAUCCUGUGUAAUUGUGGGUUUUAAUGCAAAAUGCAGAAGUUGGGGCUGAAAACCGAGUUGAUGCUGCCACGCAGUUAAAAUACAGUCCUCCAACCAAGUACUUUGAUUCUUUAGCACCAUCUAGUGUCUAGAGGACUAAACUACACUGUCUUUUUUAUUUUUCCUUUUUGAGCGUGAUGGGAAUAAACCAAAUGCAAAAUGGUAGUAAUGUUAGGUUUAAUGUUCUUGUGUCUGUGUAAUGUGUAUAUAGUGAGAAAAUGAUGUAGUAUUAGGAAGUAUUACAUUUUAGGCAAUACGUUGCAUACAAGUCCCAAGGUUUCUUCAUAUCCUCUGUUGCACCAAGCACUUAAACAUUAGGGCCUCUCAGUGUUACACUUGCAUGUUUUUAUUUUUUGCCCUUGGGCUAUUGUUUAGUAGAUGAGAGUAUGUAUUGGACAAAAAAAGAAAAUGUAAUAGUUUUAGUGCUGUCUUGUCUGUGUUUUACACAUAUAUAUUUAUAUAAAGCCACACACACUGUGAUAGAUAUUAGUCCAGAUGCCUCAUUUUGAACCAUCCCUUACUGAGUGUCACCAUGAAAAAAUGAGACAAAUUCUCAUCAAGCUCGGACUGUUGAGAAAGCACUUAACCUCACCCUCCCAGACUCCCCAGUGUCACAAUGCACCCUUGUAAGUAAGUCACGCAUAAACAAAUACUGCUACUGAGACCAAACUGUCCUUUUGGUCAGUAAACUUGUUUAAAGUAGUGGAAACACCUACUUUGGACCCUUCUGUUGUAAUAAAUGUCCCUUCAUUCAUGGUCCAAGUUUUGAAGGGAUCAAAAAGCAGAUAAGGGAUUUUAUGAACAUGUUCUUUGUUCUGCAGCUAAACAUUAGUUUUAGUGCUGAAGGUCUUCAGAUUUUGUUUACCUUCCAGUUUCACCUGGAAGUCUUGAACAUUGCAUAUCAGACACAUUUUUAGUUUGGUGUGAAACCAGUCCCUUAAACAGGAUGUAAUUUGUGGGUAUUUGCAAUUUUAAU
Molecule: messenger RNA, 3601 nt
Organism: Cololabis saira (Pacific saury)
Lineage: Eukaryota; Metazoa; Chordata; Actinopteri; Beloniformes; Belonidae
Gene: nabp1a
Product: nucleic acid binding protein 1a
Exons: 6
Coding region: 821-1480 (219 amino acids)
Biological process (GO): double-strand break repair via homologous recombination; response to ionizing radiation; mitotic cell cycle checkpoint signaling
Cellular component (GO): SOSS complex
Molecular function (GO): DNA binding
Source: RefSeq, a predicted model, not a curated record